AUGAUUUUACCCAACUAUCUUUUUCAAAGAAUCAUAGACUAUAUAAUAACCUAUAUUUAUAAGAUCAAGCCAAAAAACCUUCAGAUCACCAACAAUACAAAUAUAAAAUAUUGUCACAACGAGACCAUUUGUUUGUCACUGGUAAACAAAUUAACAUUCGAAUGGGUUUCGAUAUAUUUAUCUGUGGUUUUAAAUUUCAAAAACUAUAAUCUUUUAAAACCAUUAAUAGGCAAUAAUAGCUUCAAAUUAAUAAAAGAAAAAAACAAAAUUGUUAAAAUAUACAAAUCACUAUCAGAAUAUAAAAAGUGCAAUAAUAAAAACAGUUUUAAAAAAGUAUUAAUAAAAUGUAAUAAUGAAGAAGCCAACCAACUGCUAUUCAAGUCAACUGAAGAAUACCCCAGCAAUACGUUAUUUGACCUAAAAUUCUUAUUUUAUUUAGGAGGGCCAUUUUAUUGGGAGGAAAUUGACGAAGCCAAACUUAGUGAUAUCAAUAAACGAUUAAAAAUCAAUGCAAUAACUAUUUUAGGACAACAAAGCAAUAGGACUCCAGAAACAUUAGAGAAGAUUAAAAAAAUAAAUCCAAAAAAAAUAAAAUUCACCUCUCGGCAUUAUCAAUCACUAGUAUGUGCUCAUCCAGAUAUAUCAACUCUAUUUCAAUCACCCACGUUAAAAAGCCUAAAGUAUAAAUCAGAUUAUGUCGACCCAUGUAAAUUAACAAAAAUAGAUAAUGAAAAUACCAAUUUAAAAUCACUUUCGGUAGAAUUUGACAUUAUUCAUCUGGUUCAACAAUUCAAUAAAAAAAACCAUCAGCUCAAACAAGAAUGGGAUUCAAUGACACACCACCUUUCAAAUAAUAAAACUUUAAAAUCUUUUUUACUAUCAACAUAUUUUAGUUGGGUUGGUGGAUUCAGCUUUGAUGAUUUAGAAGGCAAAGGUAAACUAAACUUUUCAUUGCUUUUAAAGGGUAUUAAAACAAUCUUAACAAGUCCAUCAACAAGAAUAGAAACCCUUAAGAUUUGUUUUUUUAAUAAUUUUGUUGAAGACCCAGCAUUCACAGAAUCACUUGUCGAAAAUAAAACAAUCAAAAACUUGUAUAUUAGAGCCACAUCAUUGGACAGUAUUUUUGAAAAUGUUUUACCAUACAACAAUACCAUCAGAAAUAUAGUGAUUGCUAAUUGUGACAUUACAGAAAAGAUUUUAAAAACUAUUACAACCAUCAAUGUAUACUCUAUAACUUUUAUAUCUUCAAGAGAUAAAACAAACAAAAUCUUAAAUUUAUUUUCAAAAAAUUUAAUCUUUAAUCAUAUUAAAGAAAUAAAUUUUGUUACAAAUAUUGAUAGCCAAGACGAAAAAUUCAAUUUCAAACCUGUAAAUGUAUUAGUAAAUUACUAUUAUAAAAAAGAAACUUUAAAUAAAAAACUAUAA
Messenger RNA from Dictyostelium purpureum, 1425 nucleotides. RefSeq lists its product as uncharacterized. NCBI's taxonomy places the organism in Eukaryota, Evosea, Eumycetozoa, Dictyosteliales, Dictyosteliaceae. The transcript has a single exon. The record is from RefSeq and is a predicted model, not a curated record. The coding region runs from base 1 to 1425 and encodes 474 amino acids.